GCUCGCCUGCUUCCAGCCGUCGCCGCUGUCAAGGCCAUGGCGACCUGCUUUUGGCUGCGGAGGUCCAUGGCCCCGCGCCUCCGGCCACAGCCUCUGGGCGGCCUCCUCUGUCCCAGCGCCGGCAGCCUGGGGCCCGCCUCGAGGCCCGCGCCCAGCCUGGCUCAGCUCCGCCGCUACGCCGGGGGCCUGGCGGGCCUCUCUGCGGCGCUGCUGCGCACCGACAGCUUCGUGGGCGGCCACUGGCUCCCGGCCGCCGCCACCUUCCCGGUGCACGACCCGGCCAACGGCGCCGUGCUGGGCAUGGUGGCCGACUGCGGGGUGCCCGAGGCCCGAUCCGCCGUGCGCGCCGCCUAUGAGGCUUUCAGCAGCUGGAGGGCGGUCUCGGCCAAGGAAAGGAGUUCAUUACUGAGGAAAUGGUAUGAUUUAAUGAUACAAAAUAAGGAUGACCUUGCCAAGAUAAUCACAGCUGAAAAUGGGAAGCCACUGAAGGAAGCACAGGGAGAAGUUCUCUAUUCCGCCCUUUUCCUCGAGUGGUUUUCAGAGGAAGCCCGCCGCAUUUACGGAGACAUUAUCUAUACCUCAGCAAAGGACAAGCGCGCCCUGGUUCUCAAGCAGCCCAUAGGUGUGGUGGCAGUCAUCACCCCGUGGAAUUUCCCCAGCGCCAUGAUCACCCGGAAAGUGGGGGCUGCCCUGGCAGCAGGCUGCACUGUGGUGGUGAAACCUGCUGAAGACACGCCCUUCUCUGCCCUGGCCCUGGCUGAGCUUGCAAACCAGGCGGGAAUUCCUCCAGGUGUGUACAAUGUUAUUCCCUGCUCUCGAAAGAAGACCAAGGAAGUGGGAGAAGCACUUUGUACUGACCCUCUGGUGCCCAAAAUUUCCUUUACUGGCUCAACAGCUACAGGAAAGAUCCUGUUGCACCAUGCGGCAAACUCCGUGAAAAAGGUCUCCAUGGAGCUGGGUGGUCUUGCUCCGUUCAUAGUAUUUGACAGUGCCAAUGUGGACCAGGCUGUAGCAGGGGCCCUGGCGUCUAAAUUUAGGAACUCUGGGCAGACAUGUGUUUGCGCAAACCGAUUCUUGGUGCAAAGGGGUAUCCAUGAUUCCUUUGUCAAAAAAUUUGCUGAGGCAAUGAAGAAGACCCUGCAUGUAGGGAAUGGAUUUGAGGAGGGAACUACUCAGGGCCCGUUAAUUAAUGAGAAGGCAGUAGAAAAGGUGGAGAAACAUGUGAGUGAUGCAGUCUCCAAAGGGGCCACCCUCGUGACAGGCGGGAAGCGACACCAGCUUGGAAAAAAUUUCUUCGAGCCCACCUUGCUCAGCAAUGUCUCCCAGGACAUGCUGUGCUCUCACGAAGAAACUUUUGGGCCUCUGGCACCAGUGAUCAAGUUCAAUACAGAGGAGGAGGCCGUCACCAUUGCUAAUGCAACUGACGUUGGGUUAGCAGGUUAUUUUUACUCUCAAGACCCAGCCCAGAUCUGGAGAGUAGCAGAGCAGCUGGAAGUUGGUAUGGUCGGCGUAAAUGAAGGACUGAUUUCCUCGGUGGAGUGCCCUUUUGGUGGAGUGAAGCAGUCUGGCCUUGGGCGAGAGGGGUCCAAGUAUGGCAUCGAUGAGUACCUGGAACUCAAAACAGGCCAUGUGAGCACACAGAGAGGAUCCAGGAAGAAGGCCCUCACCAAGACCUGAGUCAACUGUCAUGUGGAUCUUGUAUUUUCCAGUCUCCAGAACUGUGAGAAAUAAAUGUCUGUUUAAAAAAAAAGAGAGAAGAGUUGCUAAUAGAGUGAGUUAAACAGCUUGGAAAGAUGGGAACUUCUUAAUCAAGACAUGUAUUAGGGACACAAUUUUUAUGAAACUUUAGAUUCAAGUUAAUCUGUAGUGAUUGCCAGGGGAAGGAGAGAUUAAAAAGUAUCACUAGGAAACUUUAUGCAUGGCAUACCUACUUAUUAGUUUGACU
This is a messenger RNA of Otolemur garnettii (small-eared galago), 1945 nucleotides long. It is a transcript of the gene ALDH5A1, whose product is annotated as aldehyde dehydrogenase 5 family member A1. Gene Ontology annotation, biological process: GABA catabolic process. Gene Ontology annotation, molecular function: succinate-semialdehyde dehydrogenase (NAD+) activity. The transcript has 11 exons. The coding region runs from base 37 to 1677 and encodes 546 amino acids. The record is from RefSeq and is a predicted model, not a curated record. NCBI's taxonomy places the organism in Eukaryota, Metazoa, Chordata, Mammalia, Primates, Galagidae.